Anopheles moucheti is the source of this 3819-nucleotide messenger RNA. RefSeq names its product choline/ethanolamine kinase. Gene Ontology annotation, biological process: phosphatidylethanolamine biosynthetic process; CDP-choline pathway. Bases 942 to 2639 code for a protein of 565 amino acids. The record is from RefSeq and is a predicted model, not a curated record. Gene Ontology annotation, cellular component: cytoplasm. Lineage: Eukaryota; Metazoa; Arthropoda; Insecta; Diptera; Culicidae. The transcript is spliced from 7 exons. Gene Ontology annotation, molecular function: ethanolamine kinase activity; choline kinase activity.
CUGCGCUCGUGGUAUUUUUUUUUUCAAUACGUCAACGUUAUCAUUCUAUCUAUUGUUGAAAACGCUUAAAAACUUGUGAGUUUGUACUUAAACUGUGUAUGUUUGUGAAGAUCUAAACUCCGGUACUCGGUUAUUCGGAAGAGCGUGCAUUACGUUUUGUUGUACAUCUGUGCUGUGCACAUAGCAUGCGGUGCGAAUAAAGAAGUGGGAAAAACAAACGAACGGAUCAUAUCUGCAUCAGCUGGAUCAAUCCGCCGCGCGUAGUACGGUGUAAAAGAAAAAGAGGGAAACUGGAAUUUAUCAUACGAUCUCUCAUCAAAUGUAAAUCUUUUCCGAUAGUGAAAUGUAAGCGCGUUCGUAAAGGAGUUUGGUGAUCUAUUUUUCGUUGUUCAUUCUAUGGUAAAUCGUCUGUGAAACCCGAUACACGUAAUCGUGCCCAAGUGAGAUCUAGUGGUAAAUUUGUAGUUUUACUUCACGCAGUGUGCUGUUUCUAUUUUUACACUGCUGGCUGCGUGCAAUAACAAACGCAUACGAGAAAGGCAUAUAAUACACUGCCAUUUCCGUUGAUACUCGCCGUAAUCAUACGUAUUCUAGGCGAAACGCACACGCGCCAUCCUGAAAGUUACUACCGAAGGAAUCUCGCCAUUCCGUUAUCAGCACACACAAUCGAAGACACAGGCCGGGGGCACAUCGACACCGUGUACGCGUGCAGCUGACCGAGCAGUCCAAAAAUCAACCCUCGCGCACAUUUGGAGAGCCCCACCUUAUCUGUAGCGACGAAGGGAAGAAGAAUCAUCACCGAACCACGACACCCGGUGGUCUGACAUUUUGGGACGUGUAUUGUAACUAGAUUAGUGUCUUGACCAGCUGGGAAACAUCCUGCAUUAGACGAAUAGAUUUGCGAUUAACCCUACUCCAAGUGGCAGAUAGCGCAAGGCAAAAUGAAUAACCUCAUUGCGAAGGCCAACUCCACUACCGAGAUGCGGGACAUUGCGGCUCGGAUCUGUCGGGAUUAUUUGACCGGUGCGUGGAAAACCAUAUCCGCCGAUGAACUGCAGCUGAAGCGAAUUAGCGGUGGGCUUUCCAACUUCCUGUACUACGUCAGCCUGCCGGAGCAUCACUAUUACAACAACAAUAACAAUGGAGGUACGAAAUCGAGUCCUGCUGGUUCGCGUAGAGGGUCCUUCGCCACGGAGCGCACCGGCACAAAGACGUCGAACAGCAGCAGCACCAACAAGGCAAGGAAUGGUAGUAAGCGAGCCCGAAAGGAUAGCUGCGCUGGUAUGCUAGAACCGAAAGAGGUGCUGCUAAGAAUAUACGGCCAGACCCACGGUGAACACGCGAUGGAAACGAUGCUUACCGAAUCGGUGGUAUUUACGCUGCUAAGUGAACGCAAACUCGGCCCCAAGCUGCACGGUAUCUUUCCCGGUGGGCGCAUCGAACAGUACAUUCCGGCACGGGCACUGCUGACGGCCGAACUGAGCGACACGAAAAUUUCGCUCAAGGUGGCAGAAAAGAUGGCCGCCAUCCACAGCAUGGACAUACCGGUUUCGAAGGAACCGGACUGGAUCUGGAACACAAUGAACCGCUGGCUGAAGGGUGUUACGGGUACGCUCAAAACGAUGGAACGCGAUCGUGCGAAUGGCAAUGUAAAGGGCGGCAACGGGGACCAAUCGAGCGGGGUGGCGGAGGUAGACGAACGCAUCCUCACCGAGAUGGAUUUGGCGGGUGAGGUUGAGUGGUUACGGUCGGUGGUUGAGAGCGAAGAUUUUCCGGUCGUGUUUUGUCACAACGAUUUGCAGGAAGGUAACAUACUUCUGCGGCAGGAUUAUCCAACAAUGCAUGACAAUUCCUAUCGUGAAUGCUCAACGUUGGAUAACUUUGACGAAUCGACUCAGCUCGAUUCGCAUUUCAGUAGCAUCUUGAUAUCGAAUGGAGUGGUAUCUAGCAACGAAUCGAUUAAUCCUUCGGACGGCAGCAACAUCAAUCUAAACCGAAUUUCAAGGAAACGUUCGUUGGAUCACGAUUCAAUGGAGAACGAUCUGGACAAUACGCGCGACUCCGUGCUGAGCGGCAAUUCGCAGGCCCUUUCGGAUGCAAACUCCGCAACGGACGGUGAGCCGGAACUGAUGAUCAUUGACUUUGAGUACUGUGCCUACAACUAUCGCGGUUUCGAUUUGGCUAACCACUUCCUCGAGUAUACGUUUGAUUACACCAAUGCGCAGGCACCGUACUUCUACCAUAAGCUGGACCAGUACCCUUCCAUCGAACAGCAGGAGAAAUUUAUCGUGCAGUACCUGAGCCACCUAGCGCCACCGUUGGAUGAUGAGCUGGAGGAGAUUGGUGAUCGUGACGAUCCUGCGGAGGACGAAGAACGCCCCAAAGUGAGUUUGAUGGGAGGCAGUGAAAUUGACGAGAUUGAGCAGGUGCGCCGGGAAGUGCAGUGCUUUACGAUGGCUUCGCAUCUGUUCUGGAGCCUCUGGGCAAUUGUGAACGUAUACCAGGAGAUAGAGUUUGGCUACAUGGAGUACGCAAUUUGCCGGCUAAAGCAGUACCAGCAAGCGAAACAAAGCUACAUUGAAUCGACACACAUCGGCAGCCCUGGAGAGCAAACUCCACCGGUGGAUCCUGAAAAAUGAGCCAGGCAUAACUGACAAACAAAGGCGUGGAGAAGCAGGAAUAGAGACGGGGCAGAUGGUGUUGGCGUGCCGGGAAAGGCUGAUGUGAAAAGAAAGAUUUUACAUUGAGACAAGUUUUGAAUCUCGUACUACCGGUCACUUUCAGAUACACCGUUCGAAAAAUUAACCGUUUCAUCUUAGGACCCACAUUCGCUCAUCCUUUUCCCACGCGCCUCGCGCUCGCGCCUUUCCGAAGGGCUGUGCUUGUUUGUUCUGAAUUAAUUGUGGCUGUAAGACUCUUAAGUACACUAUUAAAGAAAAAACCUAACCAGCUUACAAAAAGGCCGAAAGUGAACUCUAGAACGAUGGCGUUAUCGGCUUGUUUUCGCGCAUUUGCAAGCGAGAAGCUCAUAUAUGCCCCCACGCACACACGCUCACUUACUGGUGAUACAUACGCCAUAGAGAAACGAGAGAAAGAGUUAAAGAGUUUGGUACUUGAUAAAGAAAGGAUCCAGGAAGGGAAAGUCGAUCAUAUACGGAUAAAGAUGGGGAAGACGAUACUACUAGCUGUCGGAGUUGUAAAGAACGCCAGUGAGCAGUUGAUAUUAAAAGCAGUAGGGAAGCUAUGAUGCCAAUAUUCUGGAACAGAGGGGGGGAUUAUGUGUGGUUAUGAAGAAUAGCGAUUAGCAAAUGUCCAAAAGCGUCGUCAUUAUUGUAAAACAGUAUUAGUUGCUAUAACGAGAUGCUAAUUUCUGUGGUAUUGCUAGCAUGGUAUGUACAUGUCCACUAUCGGGUUUUGGUGUUUGGCUCAGCUGGGCAACUGCUGCUGUCUCUGUCCCCGGUUGUGACUAUUUAUUUUUCACUUUGCUGUACAUAUACUUUAAUCGCAGAAUCCCCCAUUGGUGUCGCUCCCCCGUCGAAGUGGUGACGCGAAACAAUUCACGCUGGCGUGUUGUGCGCCACUGAUGCGCCCCGUACAAACAUAUUUUCAAACGUUGAUCAACUAUUAUUCUGUAUUACAAGGCACAACCACAUCCUGGACAGCGAGUGAACAUAGGCUAGUAAAGAAAGAAGGGUGUGAUAUGACGAAUUUACUAUUUACCUUUAAAGAAAAUAUUUGCCUGUUCGUAAUUUUUAGUUUCGUUCGUAAACAAAGGAGACUUUUGUAUUUUGCAAUAAAUGUGUAACAUUUCGAGUUUUA